Molecule: messenger RNA, 2337 nt
Organism: Dentiscutata erythropus
Lineage: Eukaryota; Fungi; Glomeromycota; Glomeromycetes; Diversisporales; Gigasporaceae
Source: the annotation of a GenBank genome assembly
AUGCAGCCAGAAGUUAAACGUAAACGGGGCAGACCGCGCAAAAAUCCAAAUAUCGAUGUGAGUUCCCCAAAGCGUAUUCGACUCAACCUGAAAGGUAAAGCAAAAAAAAUCGAUAAAAUAUUGUCACCAAAAGAUACAGAUAAGAUACAAACUCCGGAAAGUAAUGAUGAAAUGCAUCAGACAGACACACAACAGGAGGUUGUUAGUGGUGAAGCACAGUCAUUAGUGUCUACUCAAGAGGACGAAAUAUUGGAUGAAAAAGGCGAGCAAAAAAUCACCAAAGAUGGUGAACUUUUGGGUGGUCGAAAAUUCAAAGUACCAGUUUUCCAAUUGCCUGCUCGCGGAGAAACUUGGUACAUGUGUUCCAUGGAUCCAUCUAAAGUCCUUGGAUUUCGUGAUAGUUAUACAUUUUUUACAAAAAAUUCAUCAUUAACGAGGAUUACUGCAACAAAUGAAGAACGUGAUUAUUUGAUUACUACUGGGCUUAUUCCAACAAAUCUUCGAAGUAGGCCAAUUUCUCUUGUAUCUGCCAGAUCGAUUUUCAUGUUAUUUGGAUCGAAAAUUAUUCAAGGUGGUAAGAAGCGACUAGACGAUUAUUAUGAAUCCAAAUUCGAAGCAGAGGCAAAUGAUAAUGACCAAAACUCUGAGACAGAAAGCACUAAUAACGUUCUUUCCAAACGCAUGAUCAACAAUUUUAAUACUCGAUUAAAACUUUGUCGAAAAGAUGGUAUUAAAUUUUAUGAUCCUCAUACCAACAUUGAGCAAGUCCCUCGAGACAAACAACCCACAAGAAUUCGAACGGAAUUGAUAUCAUUAACAAGGAAACACACGAUUAUCGAAUCAGAAAUCAAGUUUGAUACAGUUUCUAGGAAUCCGCUUGGAGUACUUAAACCAGAAGUUAUGAAUGUUUUACCACCGGAUAUUCGAAAAAAUGUUGAAAUUAUGAAUAACGAAGAGAUUGCAGUACAUAAAGAGAAUGAAUAUCCUAUUGCAUUGAUGAAAGGACAAUUCCAAGCUUCAUAUCCAUUGCAUAAUUCAAGAUUUCAGCCUGAUCCUUCCACUAAAGCACCCAAAUUUACGGCACCAUAUAUUUCUGCCACUUCUGCAGCAACUAAUGAGGAUCAAUUUUAUAAUCAGAACAAUAACCAGAAUAUAAAGGGUAGCUUGCAAUUUAGCAAGGCGAACCCUCAAUACAUCUGUGCGGUUAUAACUGCAACUACCGGAAUGCCAUGCAGGCGUGCAGUGACGGCAAAUGGGGAAAGAUGUAUGUAUCACAGGAAUACACCAAGUGUGACCUGUCACACUGAUGGAAAUUCCAAUCCUGAAUCUGGAGCUUCGCAUUUGGCUCAGCAAACUGUCGUGACAGAAUCAUGUGCAACUACGACAGAUUCUAACGCACAACCUCUUACCAUUCCUACGGAUACCGUUCCUUCGGAGGAUGCUUGUGCACAGUGUUUAUCUGCUACUGCUCCCCCGACAACGAUUCCACCUGAUGGCGUAUUACCAUGCCCAAAUGAUUAUACUAUCAAAUGUUCUAAUUGUCACCGCAAAUUUCAUCCGCUCUGCUUGACCCUUUCAUAUUCAAGACUUCCAAGGCUUUUGAUAGCGAUGGAAAGCUACCAAUGGCAAUGCAACGAUUGCAAAACAUGUGUUGUAUGUCGGUCUUCUGGUGACGAGGCGACAUUGUUGAUUUGUGAUGACUGUGACCGUGGUUGGCACCUUGAUUGUAGCUCACCGAAAGUAACCCAAGUACCAAGCGAGCUUUGGUUAUGCUCACUUUGUGCGCAAUGUAAUGCGUGUGGUGAGAAAGCGGCAUCUUUAAAUGAUGCAGCAAGUAAUUAUCAUCAUGUCAAAACAACAGAGGCAGCAAAUUAUCCGAUUUAUUUAGCUACUAUUUGCAAUAAAUGCCAAACCAAUUUCGUGAGAGAUUUAUUUUGUCCAGUGUGCCUUAAAACCUAUACAGAAGAUGGACAAGAAAAUGAUGACGACAAAUAUAUGGUCUGCUGUGAUGGAUGCGAUCGAUGGAUUCACACUAGGUGUGAUGCGACUCUCACACCUGAAAAAUAUCAAGAAUUGGCGGAUAUUCCAGACGCUAAAUAUAUGUGUCCAUUGUGUGAGGGUCGUAUUCGACCACUAGAAGAAGGAAACAAGCAGCAAAAAAAAGCUUUGUCAGGGAAUCCUUUAGCUACACCUGUUGCAGUGACACCAAGUCACCCCAUUCGAGGUAUCAUAAGUUUCAAGGGAAAGAAUGUAGCCGUACCGGAGAUUCGAGGAUGGGAAAAAAAAUUAAGGCAUAUUAUUUGGUCAUUUCUUAUAAUUAACAUGGCUUAUUUAUAG